Amphibalanus amphitrite is the source of this 1448-nucleotide messenger RNA. Its product is annotated as glycine-rich cell wall structural protein-like. The coding region runs from base 87 to 458 and encodes 123 amino acids. NCBI's taxonomy places the organism in Eukaryota, Metazoa, Arthropoda, Thecostraca, Balanomorpha, Balanidae. The record is from RefSeq and is a predicted model, not a curated record. The transcript has 3 exons.
GUCGGACCGAGCUGACAGAGCCCGGGCGGUGGAGAGAGCAGCGGGGGAGACAGAGCGACCCGCGGCACCGACAGAGAGGAGACGACAUGGCGUGGGUUCGGAUUACCGUGCUGUGCUGCGCCGUGAUCGCAACACUGAUGACGUCACGAGCAUCAGCUGGCGGCCGGAACAAGAACUUUUUCCACGGGUACGGCGGGCCUCCUCAGCACUUUGUCAAGCACGCCUACACGCGGCACUACUACGGCCUGGGCCACGCCGUGUCCAACUACCCGCCGUUCUGGCUGUACGACAACGGUAAGAAAGGCGGCGGUAAGCGGCGCGGUCGCGGCGGCAAGAAGCGGGACCGCGGCGGUGUAAUCGUCGUGAAGCACGGCGGCUACGGCGGCUACGGUGGCGGCCACGGCGGCGGGUACGGCGGCGGCUACGACGACUACGACUACUACGACGACCUGUACUAAGUGACGUCACCAGUGCCGGUGCGCCAAAUGACGUCCUCGGCGCGUGGUGCCCUGUGUUUGGACUGAGAAGUGCCCGGCUUGGUCAGCUGUCCACGCCUUUGUCCAUGGGCAGCCGUCUGGCCCACUGAUGGGAGACUGAAAAACCAACUGAAACUGUCAGUUGUGCUCAGCGACACUGAUUUAAACUAGGCGCUUCUAGUCGGUAUACAGACAUAGCUCCGCAGACGUAUACAGGAUUUGUAAGGAAUGUUGUUUUAGGUCAUAUGUUUACUUCGUAAAAAGUACCUUUCGUACCUUUCACUUCUCUCUAGAGAAGUGCUGCAAAGUGUAAAUCUGCGUGUAACCACUGAAGCCUUUAUGUAUGACUGCAAUGUGUAUGUAAAUAUUUAGUGAAUGCUUUAUAUUGCCGGCUGCCGCUGAACACACCCUGUUUUGAGUGCAAGGCAGUGCUGGGCGAGGUGGUGCAACAUCAGGCGAUGAACAUUGCACAGUGAGGGGUUAUAGGUAAAUAUUUAUACGAACCUUAGCUAUAAACGACAACGUAUGUAUUAUGUAUUUGUACUAGUGGUGUCAAUCGGAACUUGAAUCUUCGGAAUUCCGAUUUUGUCCAAUGUCCAAUUUGGAAUUCGGUUGGACAAUGGCAGCAGGCUUUGGACAACUUUGGACAAUUGCUUGCUACACCUCAACAUUUUUCAAAAGUAGUCGUGUUUAACAUUGAUUGGCUAUUAGAAAGCUCAGCUUUCGAUAUGAUUAAGACUUUUGAGCUUGUAACGGUACAUGAAAAGCAAAUUAAGUAACAGUGUUGAGUGUAAACUAUUGCGUAGGUGUCGGACAUCUUUGGACAAAUGGCUGGCUUGGACAUUUUUGGACGGACGGUCGACGUAAGCAUUGGACAUUGGACCGUCUUUGGACAUACGUUUUCUGAAAUUGACACCACUAAUUUGUACAAACACAGUUAAUAAAUGUAUUUAAGAAAUAAACGACAAUGGA